Molecule: messenger RNA, 387 nt
Organism: Prorocentrum cordatum
Lineage: Eukaryota; Dinophyceae; Prorocentrales; Prorocentraceae
Source: the annotation of a GenBank genome assembly
GCGAUACUCCUGCAGAGCCCGGACGGCACCCUGUCGCUCGGCCUGCCCGCGGGCGCGCGGCUGCCCGAGGCGCCGCUGUCGCCACGGUGUGGCAUCGCUGGCGACGGGGCGGCGGACCAGGCGAUGCCGCCUCUGCCGGCAGGCCUGAGCCACGUCGACGUCGAGUGGGCCUACAAGAGGCACGAGGGGGGGCUCGACGCAUUCUGCGGGCUUCUGCUCGCCGAGUUCGCCGCGGAGUUCCUGUACUGCACCACGCUGGCGGGGGUCGCGCGGGAGUCGGUGCGCGAGGUGGCGUCUGUCUACACCACGUUGUCGCUCACUACGCUCUGGAACGCGUUCUGGAUAUUAUUCGCGUGCGAGAUAGUCGGAUUUACCCUAUGCGGGUAA